Molecule: messenger RNA, 6250 nt
Organism: Talpa occidentalis (Iberian mole)
Lineage: Eukaryota; Metazoa; Chordata; Mammalia; Eulipotyphla; Talpidae
Gene: HS6ST3
Product: heparan sulfate 6-O-sulfotransferase 3
Cellular component (GO): membrane
Molecular function (GO): heparan sulfate 6-sulfotransferase activity
Source: RefSeq, a predicted model, not a curated record
AUGGAUGAGAGGUUCAACAAGUGGCUGCUGACGCCCGUGCUCACGCUGCUCUUCGUGGUCAUCAUGUACCAGUACGUGUCCCCCUCCUGCUCCAGCUCCUGCGCCAACUUCGGGGAGCAGCCCCGCGCCGCCGACACCGGCCCGCCCGCCGCCCCGGGGCCCGCCCGCCGCGCGCCCGCGCCGCCCGAGGAGUGGGCGCGCCGGCCCCAGCUGCCCCCGCCGCCCCGGGGGCCGCCCGAGGGGCUUCGGGGGCCGGCGCCCGAGGACGAGGACGAGGAGCCCGCGGACCCCGAGGAGGAGGAGGAGGGCGAGGAAGAGGAGCCGGACCCCGAGGCCCCCGAGAACGGCUCCCUGCCCCGCUUCGUGCCGCGCUUCAACUUCACCCCGAAGGACCUGACCCGCUUCGUGGACUUCAACAUCAAGGGGCGCGACGUGAUCGUGUUCCUGCACAUCCAGAAGACCGGGGGCACCACGUUCGGCCGGCACCUGGUGAAGAACAUCCGGCUGGAGCAGCCGUGCAGCUGCAAGGCGGGGCAGAAGAAGUGCACCUGCCACCGGCCCGGCAAGAAGGAGACGUGGCUCUUCUCGCGCUUCUCCACCGGCUGGAGCUGCGGGCUGCACGCCGACUGGACGGAGCUCACCAACUGCGUGCCGGCCAUCAUGGAGAAGAAGGACUGUCCCCGCAACCACAGCCACGCCAGGAAUUUCUACUAUAUCACAAUGUUGCGGGAUCCAGUGUCACGAUACCUGAGCGAGUGGAAACACGUCCAGAGGGGGGCCACGUGGAAAACCUCCCUCCACAUGUGCGAUGGGAGAAGCCCCACACCCGAUGAGCUGCCCACCUGCUACCCCGGGGACGACUGGUCUGGGGUCAGCUUGCGGGAGUUCAUGGACUGCGCCUACAACCUGGCCAACAACCGCCAGGUGCGCAUGCUGGCGGACCUCAGCCUGGUGGGCUGCUACAACCUGACUUUCAUGAAUGAGAGUGAACGGAACACCAUCUUGUUGCAGAGCGCGAAAAACAAUCUGAAGAACAUGGCCUUCUUCGGGCUCACGGAAUUCCAGAGGAAGACACAGUUUCUCUUCGAGAGGACAUUCAACCUCAAGUUCAUUUCUCCCUUCACACAGUUCAAUAUCACACGGGCUUCCAACGUGGAGAUCAACGAGGGCGCCCGCCAACGCAUCGAGGAACUGAACUUUCUGGACAUGCAGCUGUAUGAGUAUGCGAAGGACCUCUUCCAGCAGCGCUACCACCACACCAAGCAGGUGGAGCACCAGAGGGACCGGCAGAAGAGGCGGGAGGAGCGGAGGCUGCAGAGGGAACAGCGGGGCCACCAGUGGCCCAAGGAGGACGGGAGCCCAGAGGGAGCAGUCACUGAGGACUACAACAGCCAGGUGGUGAGAUGGUGACCCCCUGGCCUUGCCUCCCUCCAGGGGGGCGGCUGGACAGGCACACCUGUGACCUUGGAGAACGUUGGACCCUUCUGAGGAUGCCUUGGUGUAUAUGGCUGGAUUUAGACACCUGCUUUCUCUUUGCCGUCAUAUUUAUCCAGCUGGAGAUGAUCUAUCUUGCUCCUUUCCUCCUGGUAUUUUCACUCGGUGAUAUUAAGUAGACUAGGAGUGCACCCAAUAUAGACCAGUUUACAUGGUCCAGGAAAGAAGCACCCAGAAAGGAGCCCUUGGGAUCUCACAGCAGCCUAGGUUAUGCUGGGGCGCCUGGACCCCGCAGAGGCACACGUGGAAAGCACACUAUGGCUUGGUUGCUCAGCUGGAGCUGGUCUGCUUCAUCCUGUCUCUGUAAUGGUGGCAUGUCAUUUAAAGAGAGACAGAGGCCUUUCAGCCUUGGCUGAGGUUUCAUAUUAACCCUCGCUUAGCUGUUGGUUCUCCCCUUUGAACCGUAUUUGAAUGUGGUUUAAAUCACGAGUAUCGUGUUUUGUGUUGAGGAUGUUUUUAAGCAAAAUCACUUGACUAUUGCCCAUCAGUACAGGUUGUCAUCUGGCAAAGCCCCUGCAUCUAGCCCUGAGCUCUGCUCCCCUCAUCACUAUCUUUCAGGGAACAGCAAGCAGAUUUAAGACAAGCAGAUUUAAGCCUGAGGCUCCUGAGAAAUGAACUUUGGUGAGGGCAUUUGGGGAAAUCUUGCUUGUUAACUUAUGCCUCGGAGGGCACGUUUUACCACUUGUUAUUUUCAAUGCAAGGAAUGAAUGACAAAUUAAGAGGUGAAAAGCAGGAGGUAAACACUGUCUAACAUUCCCAAACCUGCUACAGAACCUUCUUUUGUAAAGGAACCUUAGAGUUUUACCUUUUGGAAACAGUUCUCUGAUAUAUAAUCGUCAGUUUUGAAAUGUGAUCACAGAAGAAAAGGCAUUUAGGAAGAAUUUGACCAGAAGAAUAGGAGCUUCCCUAGCAUGUCUACAAAAUAUAUUCUAGGUCCUUAAACAAAUAACUCUGGUUUAGGUCAGGAGACAUGGAACUCGCUGGGACAGCUCUCCCAGGAGUUUAGAGAGACUCAGUUUCCCAAUAUCUUGACUCUCUCCUGCUAGAGAGUUUAAUUUCUCUCCACCUGGCCUUUCCCUGGUGUUUAUGGUGGCUGCAGCCAGUCAAUCAGGCUAGAGUGCAGAAAACUCGACCAAAACAUGCACUGCAUCGUGUCAAUGCUGCUUAUUUUUUCACCAUUCUCCAGUGCAGCUACCAGAAAACCAGGUUUUCAGAUAAUCAGGGGAGAAGUCAGGAAGAAGGAACGGGAGUCCCUUGCCCAGUAUUCAGCAGGAGGAUCAGAGUGAGUAGAAAGUUUCACAACAGAUUGAUUGAAUCAAUCCCUUUAAGGAAGGAUUGAGCAAAAUGAGAGAAACCCCUAAAUCAGAUUGAAAAGCCUAUUGCAUUGAUAUCCGACAUGUUUGAUGUUUAAGCCAGCUUUACAUAAGCCACAUCUCAGCUUCUGGAAUACCCUCUCUGGGGCUGAGAGAAUCGGCCCCAGAUUCAUGCAGGAGCCGCCUGCAUGGAGGUGCCUGCCCUGUGUCUCCAUCCUAGAUCUGGAGAAGCACCUUAGCGCUGGUCUUACUGGCACAGGUUUCAUCUGCCACAUGCCAGAAGGUGUUAUGGGAGAUUUCGCUGGUGCCUGGCAUGUGGGAGGCCCUUUUCAAGGUAGAUAUGACCCUUCCCAGUUUCAUAGAUGAGAAAAGUGAAACCGUCAGACAAUCAGCAGCUUCCAUCUGCCUGUGGAGCUCUUUUCAGUCCAUCGUGUUCUCCAUACGGGGUAAAAGCCUCCCGCCAAUCAUGCAGGAAGACAGCAGUUAUUGCCCAGAGGGGUUGAUCCAUAACCCCGGUGGUGACACAACUGGGACAGCCCCAAGCCAGCAGUGACCCAGGGCAGUCCUGUCCACAUCACCAGCCCAUCAACAAGCCAAGACACUGCUGACUUUUUAAGCAGUGGGACUUUAGAGCCACUUAGAAGGAUGACUUUACCAGGUCAAGUCAAUUAGUUGAUAGAGAUGAGGAUCACAAAAAUGCUAGUGUUUCCUUUUCUGAAGAUUUAUUCCCGAGGUAGGGAGAGAAGGAGCAUGGCGGCUGAGGUUAAGGAGCAGCUCUCAUUCAGUCUUCAGGUUCCAGUGAGGAUCUAAUGUUCUGCCUACAGUGCAUGCCUGCCACCGUGAAUCAUACAUACAUGCACAUGUGCACACGCACAUGAGCACGCAAUAACAACCCAGUGCUUUAUCAUGUGGAAAAUCAAAACAAGGAAGAAAGCAAUCAGAUCAUUUCUUUUAAAUUCACUGGACAUCUUUGUCAGGGUGUGCGUGCCUGGCUGAGUCCUGGAGGCAGCCUCAGCUAACUUCACACAGUUCCUUGGCACCUCGGGAUUUCUAUCAAAAGGCUUCCACAGCCUUGCUGCUGAAGGUGUGACGUAUGGGCUGCACUUGAGACCAGAUAUCAUGAUUUUCAGAGUAGAAACCAUCUCUUUGUGUUAGCCUGAGGCCAGUGCUGAGCAAAUUAAAAAGAACGACACGGCUUUCUUCCCUCAUAUCGUUUCAUUCUAAGAAGCAUGCUUGUCAUAUCCCGGGGUCCUGUGUUGAUGGAAAUGGAGAUGUGGGAACACAGUUUUCUCUCCAAGAAUUGAUUGCACACCCCUACACUGAGUGAAGGGUGCGAGCAGAAGUCCUCUGGGCUGAGGGCUCCAUGGGAGGUCAGCAGCCUUAAGAUCCCAAACCAAAUCAACUCCAGAUUUGUUAGUGUUCAAAGCUCAGAAUGAACCACCCCACCCCCAAAACACCAAAAAUUCCCCAGGGAGUUCCCCAUCCCAUUACUCUUACCCCUUGAGUAGACUUUCCUUUCCUUCUUGGGCAGCCCCAAUAACCAGCUUGGGCUGAGGUGUCCUUGUGUGUAUGUGUAUGUGUGUGUGUGUAUGUGUAUCUGUGCAGGUUUAAUUUAUUAUUAGUGACUAAGAGACAAUAUUAUCUUUUCUCUCUACUUCGAAAUUUUCUUGGCAGCCUCCCCUUGGCAACUAGAGAUAGAAUGAUGUGGAUAACUUCCAGUAAUUGAUGACAUUAGCAGUCAGUGUUGGCCAACUGUUAAGAAUAUCAUGUAUGAUAUUGAAAAAUUAUAAAAAUGUGUUUCUUAGUACCUAAAGGACAUAAGUUUGUCAUAUAUAAUUUGAUCAGAAGUCUAUAAUAUAAGGACUUAUUUCAAAAUCUGAGCAGAGAUAGUAUUAAUAUACAGAAGAAUGUCAGCCAGUCCUUGCAAGGAGUUGAGCACAGAUGGUUAAAAAAUACAGUCUUUUGAAAGGGAUUCCCUUUGGCUCCUUUAACAAAGAAACUCAACAGUGACUUCACUGAGAUCGAAGCUCUUGCUCUCUCACUUAAAAGGCAAACUGGUGUGGUAUCGCUCUGCUGCCUGAAGUCUCCAGAAAGCAGGUCCUCUCCUUGCCCUGCAGCUUCUACCUCCUGGCCAGAGAUGACUGCUGGGUUCCUGCCAUCUCAUUUACAUUUAAGACAGCAGAGAGGAAGUGGAAGGAAGUUGUAUGUAUCACUUCCAGCCACAGCUCAUGGGCCAGUACCUAGGCGUGAGCUACAUGUAGCUGCAAAGAACGUCAGGGGGGGUCUUUAUCACUGGUUGUCAUGUGCCUUGAUAAAUAGGAGGGCUCUAUUAUUAAAGAAACAAAUGUGAAAAUGAAUACUGAUAAUAACGAUCAGUCUCUGACACAGAAGGGAAUUGAAAAAUAUUUCAAGUGCUUUUCAGUGUCAUUUGUUUCAUCCGAUGUUUUGCAAAGGAUACGAUUUAAAUUCAUAACUUUGUAUAGUACUUACUGCUUUUCAAAAUAUUUGUACAUUGAUCUCUUACUUGAUCGUCCCUACACUCUAGCAUAUUAAGUAGGAUCUCUAUUCAUUAUCUUACUUGAUAGUUUGACGUGGAGAUUCAGAGAUGUUGAAAGAUUUCCCAGAGAUUCUAGUUUAUUAACAAGAAAGUUGCCAGAGCCCCAGUGUCCUUUUCUGUUAUUCUGCUCAGCGUAGUGUUGGGACCGCAAAUUGCAAGACUAUGAAAUCUAAAUCUUUUUUGAUUUCAUCUUCCUUUCCCUUCUUCUGGAACUUAGAAUACACCAACGGGGCUGGUGGAGUUGUCUCUCCAUCCCCUUUUCCAGGGAGGAGGCCUCUUCUGAGGACUGACUGUCCUGAGACACGGAGUGUCGCAGGGAAUUCUAGAAACACUGCCCUCAUCAGCGCUGGCUGAUGUUUACACCACCCAGUCCAGAAACUACUCCAGAGCAAGGCUGAGGGAAUGUGCUCACGGCUCCUGAGGGAAGCUGAGUGUUAGAAAAAUUUAGAAUCAGUUGCAGCCUGAAUAGUGACGCUUAAAGGGUGAUCAAUAGCACCCCUGUUCACAGACUCUGCCCUCCUCUCUACUCCUUCCCCAGGCCCCUGGAACUAGAUCAGCAACUUAUUACUUUGGUUCUAAAAGGUUAUUUUUGGUCUUCAAUGAGUCCCUUUGCACAUUUGCCAGGGAGGGGACAUGCUGUAAGCUGUCAUAAGCUAACACCCUCACUCAGAGUUUCUGUGAUUCCUUUCUAGCCAGAACCUCUAGCAGAGAAGGAGCUCCCGCACAACGGGGGCCACCCAGAGGUGGGGCAUGGGGAGAGUAGGAGCUUCUAAGGGGGAAGCAGAUCUUUCAAAGUUGGAAAGAUGAGGAAUUAAAUAUGUGCCCGACAACACUGGCAAAUCAAAAAAUGUCUAAUACAGUUUCUGUCCUUAAGAACAAGGGCAGG